Molecule: messenger RNA, 2395 nt
Organism: Lates calcarifer (barramundi perch)
Lineage: Eukaryota; Metazoa; Chordata; Actinopteri; Centropomidae
Gene: syk
Product: spleen tyrosine kinase
Exons: 15
Coding region: 281-2143 (620 amino acids)
Biological process (GO): positive regulation of cell adhesion mediated by integrin; neutrophil activation involved in immune response; adaptive immune response
Cellular component (GO): cytoplasm; extrinsic component of cytoplasmic side of plasma membrane
Molecular function (GO): ATP binding; signaling receptor binding; non-membrane spanning protein tyrosine kinase activity
Source: RefSeq, a predicted model, not a curated record
AAAAGAAUUAAAUUAUCAAGGAAGUCGUUGAAAUGAGGAAGCUUCAGGGCUCCACCACCUCAGUGUCAGUAAACAGACCGACGGUUAACCUGCUCCAGCUGGAAAACACAGCCAGGAUUAACUACUGCUGGCAGCCGCUAUGCUGAAGGACUACAAGAACUAAAGUAGAGGAGGAUCAAACUCUGGAUCUACUUCAACACGUUAUAAACAGUUUACUGUAUCCUGGUGGUGGAACCUUGUGAGGGAACUUCCUUAAGGGAGCCACCAUCCAGAAGCCAAAAUGGCUGACAGUGUGAAUGCACUGCCAUUCUUCUAUGGCAACAUCACCAGGGAGGAGGCAGAGGACUACCUGAAGCAGGCAGGUGUGGGCAAUGGCUCGUACCUGCUACGACAAAGCCGCAACUACCUUGGAGGGUUUGCACUCUCUGUGUUGCAUUCAGGCCGCUGCUACCACUACACCAUUGAAAGGGAACCUAAUGAAACAUAUGCCAUAGCUGGUGGUAAGAGCCACAGGAGCCCCGUGGAUGUGAUUGACUACCACUCCCAGGAGAUGGAUGGCCUUGUGUGUCUGCUAAAGAAGCCCUGCAACAGGCCCAAGAACAUGCAGCCAAAGGUGGGGCCUUUUGAGGACCUGAAGGAAAAACUGAUCCGGGAGUAUGUGAAGCAGACCUGGAACCUGCAGGGGGCAGCCCUGGAGCAGGCCAUCAUCAGCCAGAGGCCUCAGCUGGAGAAGCUCAUUGCCACCACUGCGCAUGAAAGAAUGCCCUGGUUUCAUGGAACAAUAACACGAGAAGACUCUGAGCCCAGGCUUCAAAAUGGCUCCCGUACAAAUGGAAAAUUCCUGAUUCGACAGAGAGAUUUGAAUGGAUCCUAUGCUCUGUGUUUACUGCACGAAGGACAAGUCAUGCAUUAUCGCAUCGACAGGGACAGGAUGGGCAAGCUCUCUAUCCCAGAUGGCAAGAAGUUUGACACCCUGUGGCAGCUGGUAGAGCACUACUCAUACAAACCAGAUGGCCUACUGCGAGUGCUAACAGAGCCCUGUCCGAGACCUGAUGGAGAAAUUGGGCGGCCGCUACUCCCACGGGACCAUCCUGGACUAAGUUCUGCACUUCAAAAUGCAGCAGGUGGAAUUCUCUCCAGACUCAAAACUGUUCCCAUACCUGGCCGAAAAAAGAGCCGGGAAUCUCGACACAACACCACAGAUAAUCUCAAUCCUUAUGAAACCAGGGUACCCAGUAAUCAAGCAGGCAGCAAAGAGGCCAUGCCAAUGGACACGGAGGUAUACGAGAGUCCAUACGCAGACCCAGAUGAACUGAGGAGUUCCACAGUAGAUCGCAACCAGCUUUUCUUGGAAGAUGGAGAACUGGGCUCUGGGAAUUUUGGCACAGUCAUGAAGGGCAUCUACAAGAUGAGAAAGACAGAGAAGCCAGUUGCAGUCAAAAUUCUGAAGAAUGAUGAUAACAACCCUUCAGUGCGUGAGGAAAUGCUGCGAGAAGCCAAUGUCAUGCAGCAGCUGGACAAUCCUUAUAUCGUCCGGAUGAUCGGUAUUUGUGAAGCAGAGAACCUCAUGCUAGUCAUGGAGCUGGCUGAGCUGGGACCUCUCAACAAGUUCCUGCAGAAAAACAAGCAAACAACCAUAAAGAACAUCACAGAGCUGGUCCACCAGGUGUCUAUGGGGAUGAAAUACUUGGAGGAGCAUAACUUUGUCCACAGGGAUCUUGCUGCCAGGAACGUGCUGCUGGUCACACAGCACUAUGCCAAAAUCAGUGACUUUGGCCUCUCCAAAGCUGUCGCUGAGGAGCAAAACUACUACAAGGCCAAGGGUCAUGGGAAGUGGCCAGUGAAAUGGUAUGCUCCUGAGUGUAUAAACUACUUCAAAUUCUCAUCCAAAAGUGAUGUGUGGAGCUUUGGGGUGCUCAUGUGGGAGGCCUAUUCCUACGGCCAGAAACCAUACAAGGGAAUGAAAGGAAAUGAUGUCAUGCAGAUGAUUGAAAGUGGAAAGCGUAUGGAUGCUCCAAUGAACUGUCCACCAGAGAUGUAUGACCUCAUGAGAACCUGCUGGACUUACAAGGCAGAUGAAAGACCUGGAUUUACCAUAGUUGAACCAAGACUACGAGAGUAUUAUUAUGAUAUUGCACAGUGAUUCUUCACUUGGAUGUAAUAAGACUGCAAAAUGCAAAAUGUUGGUUGAUAUGAAAAACUGCAAUUACUAAUAUACAAAUAACUGGAAAUUGUUAUGAAAUAUAAAUGCAAAUGUAAAAUUUUGACUUCCACUGGAGAGUCCAGCUCCUACAUCUUUGUUACAGCUAACAAACUAUACAACACAUUAAUUUCAUAGAUGUGUCUCAUUCUGUAUGUGCAUUAUAUGUAUUAAAGCUUCACCACUGAAAUGUCA